Melampsora larici-populina 98AG31 is the source of this 799-nucleotide messenger RNA. RefSeq lists its product as uncharacterized. The coding region runs from base 81 to 572 and encodes 163 amino acids. The record is from RefSeq and is a predicted model, not a curated record. Lineage: Eukaryota; Fungi; Basidiomycota; Pucciniomycetes; Pucciniales; Melampsoraceae. The transcript has 9 exons. Gene Ontology annotation, molecular function: RNA binding.
CUCGUGCUCUCAAUCCAGUCGCGUCCUUGAUCCUCAAACCUCUUGCUCGAUCUUUCACGUCGUCAACUUCUUUAAAUAUCAUGUCUGCUGGUAACAAGCUCUUCGUCGGUAACCUCGCCUGGUCUACCGACACAAACAGCCUCACCCAGGCUUUCAAUCAAUACGGCGAAGUCGUCGAUGCAAUCGUCAUGCAAGACCGCGAAACCGGACGAAGCCGUGGCUUUGGUUUCAUUACCUUCUCAAACCAGGAUCAGGCCCAAGCCGCAAUCGAUGCCUUGAACGAAGCUGAUGUUGAUGGUCGCAACAUCCGAGUCAACUUUGCUACCAGCCAAGGAGGCGGCGGUGGUGGCGGUGGUGGUGGUGGCCGAGGAGGCUACCGAGGUGGCGGUGGCGGUGGUGGAGGCUACGGUGGCAACCAAGGUGGCUACGGUGGUGGUCAUCAAGGUGGUUAUGGUGGUCAACAAGACAACGGUUAUGGUGGUGGUGGAGGCUAUGCAGGAAACGGCCAACAAGGUGGAUGGCGUCAAGGUGGUAACCAAGGUGGUGGUGGUGGUGGCGGUGGUGGUUGGUAAACUUUGUGAUCUCGAGGUGAAAUCGACCCGGUGUUACCGGUAGUCGCUCCAGCUGCUUGUUCAGACAUUCAUUAUCAAAAUUAACCGACUCAAAAUUUUGUCGAUAAGUAUGGUUACUUCCUGCGUGUCAAUGACAAUCGCAUCUAUGUUAUGUUGAAGCUGGUCAGCAAAAUUAUAAAAACAUUACCACGCCCGAACAAUGUUUGAUUACAGCCCUUCAACACUUC